Cylicostephanus goldi is the source of this 971-nucleotide messenger RNA. NCBI's taxonomy places the organism in Eukaryota, Metazoa, Nematoda, Chromadorea, Rhabditida, Strongylidae. The record is from the annotation of a GenBank genome assembly.
AUGUGUGACAUACUCACUUAUCGUAAAAAGCUCGUCAAAGUGCUAUUUGGAGUGCCUUCUUCUCGUCUGGACCUGUUGCCAUUUUAUGCACGCCUUGUUGCCUCUCUUUCUCCAGUGAUGCCGGACUUGACUACCGAAUUGUCAGCAAUGCUCAUAAAACAGUUUAGGGAUUAUGUACAGAGGAGUGGUCAAGAAAGAGUUGAAGAGAAAAUAAAAUGUGUCAUGUUUAUAUCUGAACUUGUAAAAUUCGGUGUGAUCCCACGCGCUGAAGCUCUUUCCUGCCUUCGACAACUGGUUUACGACUUCCGUGGCCAUUCUGUUGAUAUGGUCUGCGCGAUGAUUGAGACUGCUGGUUACUACCUGUACAGAAAUAGCGACAGUCAUCCGAAGAUGAAAAUCAUCUUGGAUGUAGUACAGAAGAAAAAGGAGCGGAUAAAAGAUGUGCGACAGACGAUGCUGAUAGAUAACGCUUUCUUCGCCUGUAUACCGCCAACAGACUCGGCAGCUGCCAGGAGGGCCCAAGCUGAACCUCCGCUUAUGAUUUUUAUCCGGCAUCUGGUUGUUGACAUUGAUGAGCAUAAUGUGAACACCAAUAUAAAGUGCAUUAGAAGGUUAGCAUGGGAUGAUGAGACGGUUUCUGGAUGGUGUUUGAAAUAUCUGACCUCUCCUUGGCUGUUACCGUAUGCCAACCUCCUCCACCUAGCCAGUGCAGUCGCUGGACUCCAAGGAUUAACCCAUUAUGACUGGAUCUCUACAUAUGUGAUUGAUGCGUGCCAAGAAAUGAUCAGGUAUAGCUCCACCAUCACUGUGAUUUGCUUUAUCAAAAUUUACUGCAGGAUAUCAUUGGAGUUGCCUGGAGUCUUCAAUCAAAAGGCGAUUGCGACUGCUUGCUAUCUGGGAGAGCUGUAUAACUACAGUGUAUGUGACACUCCUGUGAUUUACAAGGUAUGUUUUGUUACUUAUUGUUAAAG